UUCCUGUGUUUUCAAGGGCUGGUAUUUUUGUUUAAAGAAACUGUGAAUUUAAUUUUAUGCUUAAAUAAGUCAUUAUUGUGAAAGGUUGCACAGUCUUGUGUUUAGCGACAGGUAUAGGUAAAGAUCUUAACAUCCUUAAACAGGUGUUUAGGUCAUUUUGGCACGCAGACAAAUUUGCAUGCGUCGUCCAGGUAAUGCGAAAUUUAGCUCCUAAGGUCCUCAGAUUCUAACGGCAGUUAACUGCUCUGCCAACCUCGAUCCUUUUUUUCUCUUUUUGAUAUAAGUGAUAAUUUCUUUCUUGCUGUCCCUUAUAUCAAUUCCCACUGCACUGUGUCUAUCUUUUUCCUCCUUCAAAUAUUUUUCUACAACUUAUGGAGCUUGAUGAGCCGAUGGGUUGUUUUUGAUGCGGAUAUUAGGUCGCUUCGCUUCGCAUUUCAACCAAUGCUAGAUCCGUUUUGUAGACCGUCCAAUACGUACUCACCUAAAUCAGUGGCUAAAUUGAGGCGUCUCAGAGUAUUCAAUGCUCAUUUCAAGCUAUGCGGACCUAAUUAGGGUCCAACUGUACCAGACAACUCCUGCAACAUCUAACGACCCGCAAAUUGUGUCAUCUCCCCGAUGUCCCUCACAUGGCACAAGAGGAAUCGAACCCAGGUCUCCCGCACAAAGCACAAGAGUUAUAACCACUAAGCUACGGUACUAGAUGCUCUAAAUAUGCAGUCAUAAUCUAGGCACCCGUUAUCUCUCACCUCCCUGGCUGCCUUUGCCAUAAGCAUAGUCUUAUGACUAUGCCAUAAGUAAACUAUAAUCCACAAUGUCUUGCAUGCAUUGGGGAAACAAAACACUGUAGAGACUUCAGCCCAAGAGGCGUAACCCGUAAUGUCAGCCAAAUCCACUUUUAUGAGGUAUUUUUGAAUGAUUUCCCGACGCGGGUAGGUUAGCUAGAUUAACUGAUAUCAGAAGUUUUAAGUCAAUGUACUGUGAAUUCAAAACUUUUUGAACAAGACAACCCAAAACUGGAGCACAACAUUUGGUGACUUUCACAGCUGCCUCGUUGGGGCCAGAGAGCAGGGCGGUAGCAGAUUCUUCUCUCUCAUCUCUUAUAAAGUUUGGAGAGAUCUAACCCUGUCUCUAGAGAUGACCAAACUGGGCUUGUAAGGCUUCAAAUUUUUCGUUAAAUAAGUUCACCAGCUCCUGUUUCAAGCCCUCCCUUGCCACGACCGAUGACAUUGCCGUACUACUUAGUAACGGAUCCUCGUCCUGUAUAAAAAACAUACUCGGCUGUUUGGAUCGAGAGGCCAUGGUAAUUGAAGACGAUUGCAAGCACACAACCAGGUUUGUCUCGUGCGAGAUUCGAGCUUAAAUGAUGAACAUCGAGUAAUCAAGGAGCACUGGUAACUACGACCUCCAUUAAACUCAAUUAUACUGCGCAUAAUCGUCCUUUUCUUUUAGCCAAAACUUUAGCGUAUUUAAACUUUGACCCCCUUUCUCUCUAGAGCCUAUAUAUAUGGAAAAGGGCCGCACUUUUGACGAAAUAUCUGCUAAACAUUCGACUUUAAACCCUUCGCCUAACCCCCCACAAAACUUGUUGCAGAACAGAACCCUUGCGAUCAUAACAAGAUACGCCAUAAUCGACACUUGUGGGAGUAAUCUGAGUAUUCGUGAAGGAGCUAACUAGCUAAGUCUUUCCGUUUUUUAACUCUUGUAUUAGAAUGGUUAUGGAGGAAUGGAUUUCUAACGAUCGCUCAACUAGGCGAUUUUACGUUAUUUGUCUUACAUUAGACGGUAUUCCUUUAUUUUCUCGGUCAAAUGGCAAUCUUCCAAAUUUGCCAUUUCCUGUCAUGGGUUCUUUAAAUGGUGUCCACAUGUUUGCAAAAAAUAAUCUUACAGAAUUGGGUUUUACAACAGCUGACAAUGCCAGUAUUACCUGGAAAGAAUUUCAUAAAAUUAAAAUUAUAAUCAUAAAUUUUGACAGAAAUGUUACAGAAUAUCAUUUAAACUUAAUGGUUGAGAAUGUGUACAAAUGCAUGGUAAUGACAAUAGGUGAAAACGAAUUCACAAAAAUAAAUAAUGUUGAAAAGCUUAAAAAGAAAACAAAGCUGUCACUUCCACUUGUUAUGAAAUGUUUAAACCCAACGCAACUUUUGAGCAACGUUACUCAAACAACCGAUAUUGUCUUAUGUUCUGAAAUAGCUGUGAUACAAAACACAUUAAAUGCUUAUACUGAAGAAUGUCAAAGUGAGUUUGGUUGUUUAAUUUUGCAUGGAAAAGUCAUUGCUGGAACGGAAAAAUUUUGGCAACUUCUUCCCAUUGAAACAUCACUAAUGCUUCAUCUAAUGGAAACUAUACCUUUACUUUCUGCAUCAGACAUUCCAAUAUAUCUCCCAAAUGGUAGCCCAACAGUUCCACAUAGACUUAUUGCCAUCAAUUUGCUCGAAAAUAUAAAAGUUAUGAUUGUAUGUGGGCCUGAACCCUCACUACAAGAUGUGCUACAUAAAUAUGCGAAAAAAUAUUGGAUGCCCUUGACACAAAUACUUCAAUCAUGCUCUCGAUUGUAUCCUAGAUGGUUUCCACCUGAGAUAAAACUUGACAUCAAUUUGUUAGGAUUUGUACUUGUAAAUGUAACCGAAGGAAAAUGUUUAUCCUCUUUUCAUCCACAUGGUAAUAUGACAGGUGCUGAUCAAGUUUAUUUAUCUGAGAAGGAGAAAAGAAAGUGCGCAUUGGUUUCGUUUUAUCGAACAGUUGUUGGUGAUAUUUUUGUAAGAAUAGAUGAAGAAAUGAAAUGCAAGAAGUUUCCUCAUGAAGUUAUAGAAACUUACAGCUGCACAGAUCAAUAUAAAUGUUAUGCAUUACAAUCUUCAAACCAUCAACUUUUUACUCUUUUUGGAAAUGAUGUUCCUUCAUAUAGUCUUGGGAAUAUCACAAAGCAGAUUUUAAGACAAUUAACUAAGGAUAGAAUUAUAUGA
Messenger RNA from Hydractinia symbiolongicarpus, 2963 nucleotides. RefSeq names its product protein fuzzy homolog. The coding region runs from base 1710 to 2963 and encodes 417 amino acids. The record is from RefSeq and is a predicted model, not a curated record. Lineage: Eukaryota; Metazoa; Cnidaria; Hydrozoa; Anthoathecata; Hydractiniidae. The transcript has a single exon. Gene Ontology annotation, biological process: vesicle-mediated transport; non-motile cilium assembly.